AAACCUACGACCGAUGAGCCCACCCGCUCCCUUAUCCAAACCGGACGAAACCCCCGAAACCUCCUAUCAACCCCAGAUGACAGACGCAAUUACAGUAGCAGAUCUCUCCUCGUACAUGUCCGCCCCCACUGCGGAGCGGACCGCCAGCGUGGAAGCGUGGAUUUGCAGCCAACUUGACGAUGACGGGUUUCACCAGCUUUGUCAGGAUAUGGAGGGAAUCUGGAGACGGGUCGGGUUCGGGAGAUAACAGAAC
Aspergillus heteromorphus CBS 117.55 is the source of this 253-nucleotide messenger RNA. RefSeq lists its product as uncharacterized. Lineage: Eukaryota; Fungi; Ascomycota; Eurotiomycetes; Eurotiales; Aspergillaceae. The transcript has a single exon. The record is from RefSeq and is a predicted model, not a curated record. The coding region runs from base 14 to 247 and encodes 77 amino acids.